CGAAUUUCGAUUCGGCUUAGUCAUCAUCAUGUUUUUUCCUCGGCCUCGUGGAUCUGGACACCUACUCGCAACCUUCGGUCUGGUUAAGCAAAAAUAGGUUCGUCGAAAUGGCUUCAGAGCAUGCUCAGCAUUCCAAUGUAUCAAGUAAAGACGAUGUUACCGCUGCUUCUUCUCUACGAUCGGCCAUCGAUUUACCUGCGCAUUGCAUAGCAGAUUUUUGUCUUAUCCCUCUUGGUACUGCCUCUGCGUCAGUCAGCAAAGAAGUUGCUGAGGUGCAACGAAUUUUGAAGAAGAGUGGAUUGAACUUUUCGAUGCAUUCUGCAGGGACCACAAUUGAGGGUUCAUGGGAUCAGUGCAUGGCUGUGAUCGGUCAGUGCCACGCCCUCUUGCAUCAAAAAGGUGUCGUUCGGAUACAAAGUGAUAUCCGGGUUGGAACACGGACCGAUAAGACACAAACAUUUGCCAUGAAGGUCAAGGCUGUGGAAGAUCUGCUUGCGAAUGAUGCGACGUGAAGGACAAUUCACCAUGAAGUGUUCGAGAUAGGUUACAAGUGCAAUUACUGCUAUGAUGAAAGAAGUCCCUGUAAUGCUUUGAACUAUACUACUCCCCGUCUUUAUACAAGUCUCAUUAAUAUGACGCGACCCUCACUAGCUCCUUCCAUACGAUUCUGUCCGCAUAUGCGUCAGCCUGUCCUCCAUC
Messenger RNA from Verruconis gallopava, 699 nucleotides. RefSeq lists its product as uncharacterized. Gene Ontology annotation, cellular component: cytosol. The coding region runs from base 108 to 512 and encodes 134 amino acids. NCBI's taxonomy places the organism in Eukaryota, Fungi, Ascomycota, Dothideomycetes, Venturiales, Sympoventuriaceae. The transcript is spliced from 2 exons. The record is from RefSeq and is a predicted model, not a curated record.